AUGACCGGCUACCUGUCAUCAAGAAAUGUCAAGGCUUGUGAGGGCAGGGUUAAGGGAUAUAUUUUCUGCAGCUCCAGGGCUUGGCAAGUAAAGAUGCCCAGUCAUAUCAAAGGACUGCUGGGUUCCUGCCUUGUCAUCCCUUGCAAAUUUAACUAUCAUCAGUAUCCACCUGAGAGACCGGAUCGUGUUGUUUGGUACCAGUAUGUGAACCGUGGAUAUCCUGUAGUUUACGAUAAACGGUACCCAGAAAAUGUGAUUGACAUAUAUAAACGGCGAACGUAUGCAUUUACUUCAGCAUACUCAAAGACAUGCAGUCUAAAGAUCCAACCAGUGAUGCAGUAUGACCACAGCCAGAAGCUUUAUCCCUGGGUAGAUCCAGAGAAUGUUGGGAGAGGGACCUACCAAUUCUGGGACACAUCCGUGACAAUUGAAGUUGUCGGCUCCAUUUCACCGUUGACUAUCACAUCUACGUCAGAUGAAUUUUUCGAGGGAUAUGCGAGCAAAGUGACCUGCACUGCUACGUACACGUGCUCUAAGCAUAUACCGACUAUCACAUGGAACUAUGGUGGCAUGCCAGUCUCCACUGAUACUAUCAAGAUACCAGGAGCAGCUCUGUGGAAGACUGUAUCCACGCUGACAUUCACAUCAUCAGCCAGCAGCCAUGGAGGUUCUCUGGCCUGCCAAGCACGAUUCACUGGGGGUCUGAUACAGCGAAUUAGGUUCACCCUACGGGUAAAGAGUAAGUGCAAUUAA
This is a messenger RNA of Acanthochromis polyacanthus (spiny chromis), 753 nucleotides long. RefSeq names its product sialoadhesin-like. The record is from RefSeq and is a predicted model, not a curated record. Bases 1 to 753 code for a protein of 250 amino acids. The transcript has 3 exons. NCBI's taxonomy places the organism in Eukaryota, Metazoa, Chordata, Actinopteri, Pomacentridae.